AUGGCUUUUGUUGACGGCUCUUGGGCCACGCUUAGUCUAAUGUGUGUUGGGACUUUUGAAAAUGCGCAUUUGUAUUCUUCCAUUCCCGCUCAAAACGGCGCUUUUAUUUCCGUGUAUACGGUGGAUUUCCCCGUCCACGCAGCCGUUGAUGCAGAGCAACAGAGACACGAGGCUGAGGUUCUUGCACAUUGUGCAGCCGACUACUCAGCUGAGGCGUAA
Molecule: messenger RNA, 219 nt
Organism: Sporothrix schenckii 1099-18
Lineage: Eukaryota; Fungi; Ascomycota; Sordariomycetes; Ophiostomatales; Ophiostomataceae
Exons: 1
Coding region: 1-219 (72 amino acids)
Source: RefSeq, a predicted model, not a curated record